AUGUCUAGCUCAGGCUCCUUUCUUGUUGAAUGGUCCAAGGCGCAGAAGCCAAGGGCUUCCCUUGUGAAGAAUGAAUCCGUCUUCUACCGCAACCUCGAAGCGGAGCUCGAUGCCCGAAGAGCGGUGCACGGCUGCAUGUCAAUCCACACCAUUCCAAAGGGUGUAUCCGACUUUGCCUCUGCCGAUUCGCUUGGGCUCGGCUCCUCGGGUGUGCUUCGAGCUGCCUUCAUGGAGGAAUUGGCAAGCCAGCCGGAUGCCUGGAUAGGCGCGUCUGGGACAAGACUUGCCUUUGGCAAUACAGCAUACCUUGAAACCCUGGAGCAAGAGAUUGCCGAAUUUCACGGCUCUGAGACAGCCUUGAUUACCGUCAAUGGUGGCCAGGCCAAUGGUGCUAUCUUUUCCUCGAUUCCUCGGCCAGGAGACGCCAUUGUGUAUGAUGAAUUCAUUCAUGCCACAGUACACGAGGGGAUGAAAGACAGUCUUGCACUGGUCAGGAAGGCAUUUCGUCAUAACAAUGUGGACUCUUUCGUGGAAACCUUGGUCGACAUCCGUGAAUCCCAGCCGCUCAUCCGUGAGGGUCAGCGAUGUGUUAUUGUUGCUCUUGAGGGUAUCUAUAGCAUGGAUGGAGACUUACCUCCACUACCAGAGCUUAUUGUUGUGGCGAAGGAAAUCUUUCCUGAGAAUAACGUCCAAUUUUACAUUGAUGAAGCUCAUUCCAAUGGAACCAUUGGCCCGAAGGGUGCUGGGAUUGUUUGCGCACUUGGUCUCGAGAAGGAGAUUGCCAUUCGCAUGCACUCCUGUCCAAAGGCUCUCGCAUCGCAUGGAGGAAUUAUCUUGUGCAACCAAACUGUGAAAGCAAUGAUCCUCAACAACUCGAGGAGUCUCAUGUUUUCAGGAGCUCCAAGUUUCCACAUGUUGGCUGCAAUUCGGGCAGGAUACAACCUUCUACGGGCUGGUAAAACGGAAGAGGCCCAAGCUAGAAUGGAACACCUCGUAAACCUUUUCAUGGAGCGAAUGACAUCGAAUCCAGUUUGGGAACGAGCCAACGAUGAAAUGGUUUUGCAAGUACCUCUCUGGGACCUUGAGAAAGAUGCACAGCCCUUUGUGACUCAUAUCUGCCCUGUUAUGACGCGCCCAAAUAGUAAGGAUCAUCUUUACCUUACAUUCCAUUUGCAGCUCGCAGGGUUUGUCGUGUACCCCGUCUUCUUCCCUGUUGUUCCUAAAGGCACUGAGAGGGUGAGAAUCAUGAUCCAUGCCUCUCACACCGAGGCUGAAGUCGAAGCCCUGGUCGCAUGUAUUUGUUCCUGGGCCAAGGAGAUGCUCGAGAUCAUUGAAAAUGGUCGUGAUGGAAUUGAACUACCCAGCGCCGCUCGUCAAGUUUACGCUAUGGUUAACAAAGGCUUGACACAAUGA
Molecule: messenger RNA, 1413 nt
Organism: Penicillium verrucosum
Lineage: Eukaryota; Fungi; Ascomycota; Eurotiomycetes; Eurotiales; Aspergillaceae
Product: aminotransferase class I/II-fold pyridoxal phosphate-dependent enzyme
Exons: 3
Coding region: 1-1413 (470 amino acids)
Biological process (GO): biosynthetic process
Molecular function (GO): pyridoxal phosphate binding
Source: RefSeq, a predicted model, not a curated record